Messenger RNA from Anopheles merus, 1307 nucleotides. Its product is annotated as proline-rich protein HaeIII subfamily 1-like. The transcript has 2 exons. Bases 361 to 1305 code for a protein of 314 amino acids. NCBI's taxonomy places the organism in Eukaryota, Metazoa, Arthropoda, Insecta, Diptera, Culicidae. The record is from RefSeq and is a predicted model, not a curated record.
GGGACACGAGGCCGGAACGACGUCCCGAAGAAGCGAAGAGCCACACUUCAAGCCUGGUGAUCAAAACAGUUAGGUGCGUGCGUACGGAUAGGGUUUUUAAAAGCGUUAUUGUGACUCGUAUAAGUGUUAAUAUAUUGUUAAACUGUAUGUGCACUGUGUAAUACAGUUAUUUUCUUGUAUUCAUCGAAAUAAAAUAAAAGUAUUUCUCGUUCGAUAACUGGCCGAGCGCAGCCCAGCUCUCAUAAUCCCAUUUGUAUAUACCUUACUGCCCUUCAGCAUACUAAAAAAAAGCCAUUCAUUUGAGAGUUUCAAAUCAAACGAACAGUACACACUCAUUUAUCUACCACACAAUACACAAUAAUGGCUAAAUGGAUCAAAGAAAUCUGCAAAUAUCGGUGCUUAUAUGAUAAAAAUAGUUCCUUUGAUCCAGCAGAAGUGGACAAAUCAUGGAAACUCGUCUCGAAGCAACUAAAGCAGAGCGUCGCUGAAUGUCAGAAGCAGUACAUAGCCCGAAAGGAGCUAUUUAAAAACUAUUUGGCGAACAAUGGGACCACCAUACUGCAUGACUCCACGGCACCGGGCAUGGAUCCGGGACCCAGCGUAAACUCUGAACACUCAGCUAACCAGCCAGAACUGCCGCCGGGACCCAGCGAACUCUCAGCUAACCAGGCAGAACUGCCGCCGGGACCCAGCGAAACCAGCGAACCUUCAGCUAACCAGUCAGAACUGCCGCCGGGACCCAGCGAACCCUACGCCAACCAGCCAGAACUGCCGCCGGGACCCAGCGGGGCCAGCAAACCCUCAGCUAACCAGCCAGAACUGCCGCCGGGACCCAGCGUAACCAGCGAACCUUCAGCUAACCAGUCAGAACUGCCGCCGGGACCCAGCGAACCCCACGCCAACCAGCCAGAACUGCCGCCGGGACCCAGCAGGACCAGCGAACCCUCAGCUAACCAGCCAGAACUGCCGCCGGGACCCAGCGAACCCUACGCCAACCAGCCAGAACUGCCGCCGGGACCCAGCGAACCCUCAGCUAACCAGCCAGAACUGCCGCCGGGACCCAGCGGGGCCAGCGAACCCUACGCCAACCAGCCAGAACUGCCGCCGGAACCCAGCACAAACACGGGGCAUGCAAGAAUCACCAUUAAUUGUGAUGAACAUGAGUUACUACUUUCCAUGUUUAUGGCGUCGGUGCUGCGAAAAUUGCCACCUUUGCAGCGUAAUAAGGCCAAAAACGACAUAAUUGAACUGCUUUUUAUUGCAGAACUACUCGCUCUAUCAGCGGAUUCAUAUAAUCAUAACUAGUA